This is a messenger RNA of Aspergillus nidulans FGSC A4, 945 nucleotides long. RefSeq lists its product as uncharacterized. NCBI's taxonomy places the organism in Eukaryota, Fungi, Ascomycota, Eurotiomycetes, Eurotiales, Aspergillaceae. The record is from RefSeq and is a predicted model, not a curated record. The transcript has 3 exons. Bases 1 to 945 code for a protein of 314 amino acids.
AUGGCCCAAAUUCACACAGUAGAUAACACAACAUCCCCAUACUCUUACCCCCUCAAGCAGAUCCCUGCCAAAUCAACCUGCAUGCCCAUCCCCAUGCCCGCCCCGGACCUCCCCACAGAAUCCCCAUCUCCAUCCCCAUCAUCAAAACCAAGAAACCCCGGCUACUCUGACCUAGCAAGCCUAAUGUACAAAGAUAAAGGCCUCUCGAUAUUCCGGUCCUUCCGACACCUGAAUGCAAAGAACCUCCUCUACUACCAAGCCGAGAUCGUAAACGCUGAAGCCGAGUUGCAAGAGAUUAUUGAAGACGACGCCACCUCGGGCGAUACAGACCGCGAGAAGUUCGCGUCCUCAGUGAGGUACCUCAAGGACAGCCAGUUUCCGCCGUCCGAGCAGUGGAAAAAAUUUAUUGAGUUGAGAGGUUUGUUGGAGGCGUAUAACGCCGCAGUUCUCCAAUAUGCCUCAAUCCUGCAGCUGGCAGCACCGCACGAGAACGACCGGGAGUUACUGCGCUCGUGGCUCCGAGAGUGGGCGUUCUGCAAGACCGGCGCCGAGUUCGACCAGUGGUUUGGCGAGCGCGAUGAGAAUGCCGACGAUCUGGUUACGCUGUUGGGGAGGUAUGAGAAUGUAGAUCACUUUACGAAGUGGGUGAUUCAGAGUGUCAUUCCGGCUUUCCAUGAGUGGGUGGGAUGGAGGCGGACGAACGACAGGGAUAUAGAGAUGGGAAUCGUUACGUAUGACGAUAAGAAGGUUAAGCGCGCGACAAGGAUCGCGAGCACGAUUACGUCGUCGGUUAUACCAGCGAGUUCGAUGAUUGCACUUUAUCUGAUCAAGAAUAUGAUUACACGGCUGAUUAUUAUCAUCAUUUAUAACAUCGCCUUCUCUGUUAUACUAGGGCUCCUGGCGAAGGCGCGGCGGGUCGAGGUGUUUGCGGCUUCGACGGCGUAG